AGAGACAGAAGAGGAGGAUUGAAAUCUCUCAGAGUCGUUCAAAUCAAGUCGUUGAAGACAGAAGUGCACAUUGAAGUUCAAAGUGAGUCAUUAAUGUUACUUGGCUCUUGGAAGCACAGCUCGUUUCCCAUUGUGUUUGAUCCCAGACUGAGUAUGAUCAGUCUUGGUGACCACCGUCCCAUUGAGGUGGUGGAACCCGAAAGUCCGCCCGGGUCUCCACUAAUCCGUGUCACGGACACGCCCGAUCCAACAUCUCCGGCGAGUGAAAGCGGGUCACGAGGCUCUCCAGUGUCUUCUCGAACAUCUCCAAGCACGAGCCCGAGCAUCUCCCAUUCCCCAAUGCUGUUCCAGCCUUUUCUUCCGAAGCCUCAACACCAUCAGAGGUCGGCUCUUCCAUUCAGUAUCGACAAUAUUCUUAAGCCAGCCUUUGGACCGAGGCUUCUGCUCCAUAGCGUGGCUGCUCAAGUGGCGGCUGCUCAACUGAAACAAAAGGAUCUGGCCUCACAACGUCAUGGCGGGGAUACUCAUCCGGCCAAGUUGUUCCCCACCCGUACAGAUACGGCUACGAUCCCAACCCUGUCACCGGGAUCACCACCUCAAGCCACCACAACAUUGUUGAGCAAUAGGAAAAAGGACUUGAGUAGUCCCGUUGAUCUCAGCUCAAAGACCAGUGUUGAGGUCUCUUCACCAAAGUCCCCGUCAGCCUCUGGAGGCAAGAAGGACGACGAUAUUCCACCAGGCAUGGUUCGGGGUCCCAAUGGACAGCUUUGGCCCGCUUGGGUAUUUUGCACUCGUUACUCGGAUCGACCCUCUAGUGGUCCUCGAGCCCGAAAGAUGAAGAAAAAGGAGAAAUCCGCCGCUACUGGAGGCAGCUCAGUGUCCAGUAACCACAGUGGUUCCUCGUCCUCGGAUGAGAAACGACCUCGCACAGCCUUCUCUUCCGAGCAAUUGGCCCGACUCCGCAAAGAGUUUGAAGAGAACCGAUAUCUGAAUGAGGAUCGGAGGAAGAGCUUGGCCAAUGAGCUGGGCCUCAACGAGACUCAGAUCAAGAUUUGGUUCCAGAACAAACGUGCCAAACUAAAGAAGGCAUCCGGAGACAAAGGGGAAUUAGCCAAGAUGUUGGCCGCUCAAGGGCUUUAUAAUCAUGCCACUGUGUCUGUGGACGAAGACGAGUAUUCCAAUUUGUAGACGAAAGCCUCGCCUUCGAUUCCACCAUGGCUUGUCCUGUGAUAGGGAACAAUUCGACUCCGAUUGCUUCCUGCACAUGUUGUUCAAAUGUGUGUUGUUGUCAGAGUUCUACUAUAUUUUAGAUAUCAAUAACUAUCAACCAUCUAUGAUUGUCUGUACAUUAUUUAAGCUUUACAAUAAAGCUCACCAUCGUUC
This is a messenger RNA of Tigriopus californicus, 1383 nucleotides long. RefSeq names its product homeobox protein engrailed-1a-like. The transcript is spliced from 2 exons. The coding region runs from base 94 to 1188 and encodes 364 amino acids. The record is from RefSeq and is a predicted model, not a curated record. Lineage: Eukaryota; Metazoa; Arthropoda; Copepoda; Harpacticoida; Harpacticidae. Gene Ontology annotation, cellular component: nucleus. Gene Ontology annotation, molecular function: DNA-binding transcription factor activity, RNA polymerase II-specific; RNA polymerase II cis-regulatory region sequence-specific DNA binding. Gene Ontology annotation, biological process: neuron differentiation; multicellular organism development; regulation of transcription by RNA polymerase II.